CUUUCUUCCCGAAUACCGCACAUCGGCUUACACUCCUUCACAAUCAUCACACAACUCGCACAUCAUGGACGCCGAUCAACAAGACAAGAUCGCGCAGUUCAGCUCGGUCACAAGCGCAGACCCCAGCGUGGCACAAACUGCACUCGGCGCCGCCAAUUGGAACCUCGAGCAGGCUGUCGCUCUCUUCUUCGCCGCGAAUGAGAACGAUUCAGGCGAUGACAACGAUGACGAACCAACUGCCUCAACCACACCCGCCCAACCAGGACCCGCCGCGAGUUCCUCCUCCUCAGCCCGAAAGCCAGCAUCAAGUGGUCGCUCAAAGCAGAUGAAGACAUUGGCAGAUCUCGGUGGAGCUGAUGACGAAGAUGAGAAGGAUCCAGCGCAGGAUAUGUUUGCAGGUGGAGAGAAGAGUGGAUUGGCAGUACAGAACCCCGACCAGGCGGCUCGUCCGGCUGAUCACUUCCGCAAUAUCAUGAACCAAGCACGCAGCAACCGAGAGCGUCCAGAGGGUGAAGAUGGCGAUACAGAGGAAGAGCAGCCACGUUCAUCACACUUCGGAGGCCGUGCGCAGACACUGGGUGGAGACGACGUACCAAGCCAGGUUGUGCAGGAUCCUGCAGCGGCAGCUACCUCUUCUCGACCAAGGCAUCCUCGCGUCACCCGGACACUUCACCUCUGGGCGGACGGCGUGAGUAUAGACGAUGGCCCACUGCUCCGCUUCGACGACCCAGCAAACGAGCACAUCAUGCAAGAAAUCAACCAAGGUCGCGCUCCCAAAGCGCUACUCGACGUCCAGCCAGAUCAAGAAGUCGAUCUCAACCUAGAGCCCCACAAGGGAGAGAACUACGUCGCGCCGAAACCCAAGUACAAGCCCUUCGGCGGGCAAGGACAACGUCUAGGGUCGCCCACACCCGGUCUCGCUCCUCCUGCCACCGCGUCCGCACCGACCUCCUCCCACGCCACUACGAACGACUCCGCCGCCGCAGCCACGACCGCCGCUCCUCCCACCAUGCUCGUCGAUGACUCUCAGCCCACACUCCAACUCCAGAUCCGCCUGGGCGACGGUACCCGUCUCGUGUCGCGCUUCAACACCUCUCACACUAUCGGCGAUGUCUACGACUUUGUGAACCGUGCCGCACCGACUUCCCAGCAGCGGCCGUGGGCGCUCAUGACCACGUUCCCGUCCAAAGAGCUGGAAGACAAGUCGCAAGUGUUGGGAGAUAUUGGGGACUUCAAGAGAGGUGGAGUAGUGGUACAGAAGUGGAAGUGAGUGACAUGAGGGAAGUGGCGGACACUGGCAUGGAUUUCGGUGCCGUAAGACUUGAAAGGCGCGGUCACUUUGCAGCCGUGUUGCUCGACUGGCACAUUUGAUACGAAGGCAUAGAUCAAGAAUGCGCAUCAGGCAGGUAUGCGAGGGAGCCACCGAGGGCGGACUCGAGGGGAGAGGAGAUCAGGGUGGAAAGCCCACUCUCAAACGAGAGACACGAGAGACUAUUCUCAAAGCCAUAGCGAACGAAUG
Zymoseptoria tritici IPO323 is the source of this 1519-nucleotide messenger RNA. RefSeq lists its product as uncharacterized. The transcript is spliced from 2 exons. Gene Ontology annotation, cellular component: nucleus; cytosol. Bases 65 to 1270 code for a protein of 401 amino acids. Gene Ontology annotation, molecular function: ubiquitin binding. The record is from RefSeq and is a predicted model, not a curated record. Gene Ontology annotation, biological process: proteasome-mediated ubiquitin-dependent protein catabolic process; membrane fusion; Golgi organization. Lineage: Eukaryota; Fungi; Ascomycota; Dothideomycetes; Mycosphaerellales; Mycosphaerellaceae.